CAAAAGUUUUCAGUUCAGUUGCGUUGAGCUGAUUCGUGGAAGUGGUGGAGUUUCAAAUCGUCUCCGAGUUCUGACAACGUCGGACAUCAACUUUUUGCUUGGCAGGAAACAGUAGAAAAGUCUCUCCUUCGUUGCAAUUGGCUUUCAGUGGGGCUGUAACGAGUGCAAAAUAGCGAAAAUGAAGUUCUUAACGAUUCUGUGCGGUUUGUUCGUGCUGGCCACGGCCGAGGAGAUCAAGACUGAGGACGGCGUUCUUGUGCUGACCAAAGAUAACUUCCAGGAGGCGAUCAAAGCCAACGAGUACGUCCUGGUGGAGUUCUACGCUCCAUGGUGUGGACAUUGUAAAGCCCUAGCACCUGAAUAUGCCAAGGCCGCCAAACAAUUGGAAGAGAAAGAAUCAUCAAUUAAAUUGGCUAAAGUUGAUGCUACCGAAAAUACAGAAUUGGCUGAAGAAUUUGGUGUUCGCGGAUAUCCUACAUUGAAAUUCUUCCGUUCAGGAACACCAAUCGACUAUACUGGCGGUCGUCAAGCUGAUGAUAUUGUUACCUGGGUUGUUAAGAAGACUGGCCCACCAGCUAUUGAACUUAACUCUGUUGAUGAGGCUGAGAAAUUGAUCAAGGAUAAUGAAGUCGUCAUCUUCGGUUUCUUCAAGGAUCGUGACUCAGAUGAAGCCAAGGCUUACCUCGCUACCGCCAAUGCUCUCGACAACUUCCUUUUCGCCAUUACAAGCAACGAAGACGUCAAGGCCAAAUAUGAAGCCAAAUGCGGAUCAGUCAUUCUCUUCAAGAACUUCGAUGAAAAGAAGGCAGUGCUCGAAAAGGACAUCAACGAAGAAAACAUCAAAAAAUUCGUUCAAAUCCAAUCAAUGCCAUUGAUUGUCGAAUUCAACCACGAUUCAGCUCAAAAGAUUUUCGGUGGUUCCAUCAAAUCGCAUUUGCUCUUCUUCAUCUCAAAGGAAGCCGGACACAUUGAGAAAUACGUCGACCCUGUCCGUGAAGUUGCCAAAGAAUUCCGUGAAAAUGUCUUGUUCGUUACAAUCAGCAGCGACGAAGAAGAUCAUCAACGUAUCUUUGAAUUCUUCGGCAUGAGCAAGGAUGAAGUACCAACUCUUCGUUUGAUCAAAUUGGAAGAUGAUAUGGCCAAAUACAAGCCAGACUUCAAGGACUUGACCGCUGAUAAUAUCAAGGAAUUCGUUCAACAAUUCUUGGAUGGUAAAUUGAAACAACACUUGUUGAGCCAAGAAUUGCCAGAAGAUUGGGAUAAGACUCCAGUUAAGGUGCUCGUUGCCAAGAACUUUGAUGAAGUCGCUUUGGAUGAUAAGAAGGAUGUUUUGGUUGAAUUCUAUGCUCCAUGGUGCGGACACUGCAAACAAUUGGCUCCUAUCUAUGAUCAAUUGGGUGAGAAAUACAAGGAUCAUGAAACUAUUGUUAUUGCUAAGAUGGACGCUACUGCCAACGAAUUGGAACACACCAAGAUCACAUCGUUCCCAACAAUUAAAUUCUACCGAAAGGGAGAUAAUCAAGUUAUUGAUUACAACAUGGACAGAACUCUGGAUGAUUUCGUCAAGUUCUUGGAUGCUGGUGGCAAUGUAGGAGAAGCAACACCGGAGGAAGCCGCAACUGAUGAGCACAAAAAGGACGAAUUGUAAAAACACAUGCCAGAGAUAUAAAUAAGAAAGUAUAAAUUUUAGAGAAGAAAUAUAUUAAAACACAAAAAAGUAAAAAAAUAAUUGAAUUUUUAACUUAAGUAAAUAAAAAAAAUACAUUUAUAUAUUUUUGUAUGAAUGGUUCGUGUUGAAACAACAAAACAAAGCGAAAAUUCAACCCAAUUUGUCCGAAGAAAAGCAAAACAACAACCAACAGUUCGUUUGGAUGAUUCUGUCUUUUUGAGAUCAAACAAAUGACGUACUCAUUUCUUCAUAGAAUGUUUUCUUUUCCAAGCUCCUCGCGUACAUUAAGAGAUUUUUUUGUAACCAUUUCUGAAAUCAAAUUGAGAUUUUGUUCAUUUUUGAGGGGUUAUGUACCUCGUACGGAUUUAUCUUUUUAUUGACUCCUGAUAAAGAAUGCACCGUGAUAAACGUAGAUUGUAUAGAAAACAUUCUUCCGUCAUGAAACUCCAAAUAUCGUCAAUGUAGGAGUAGAGAUAUGUAUCAGGUCCUUGAGAUUAUUAAGAGAAAGCAUCCGAAAAGACUGUUCAAUGUCGUAUGUAGAUCAUGUCGUCUUUUUAUACGAAACGAACACAAAUUUAUGCAUUCCUUAGAUCAGUUUUAACUGAAACAGCUUUUGUUUGUCGCAUUUCAUAGCUCCACGUUCGUAUUGAAAGUGGAGAGGAUGACUUUUCUCGUAUUAUCUGUAUUUGAAGGAAGCAGGAGUAGGAAUGAAGCUGGAAACCAGAAAAUCUUUAAAAAAAGCACAGCCAAUUCUCUGAUAAGUAGACCUCAUAGAAAUGAGCUUUUAUUUUGUUUUGUUUUUCUGAAAAUACACAAUUUUUUGUUAAUAAUUUCCUUUUCCCUUUCUCUCUCUCUCUCUAUUCGGAACGCAAUUUUUUCUUGCGUUCCCUUGAAUACAUACUUUCCUCUGUUUAAAUUUAAAAUAUGUUCCAUUUACUUAAAACGCAAUUUGGUUAUUGUAACGUUUUAGCGAUUUAAUUAAAGUUAAAUAACAACCAACAAUGAAAAAUAAUACAAGCAUGAUUGUUUGAGAAAGCAGUGAAUAGAGGAAAUAUCGUGCAAAAAGAUCUGUAAGUUGAUUGUAUAAAUGAAGGAGACUUUUUUAAAAAUUA
Molecule: messenger RNA, 2781 nt
Organism: Hermetia illucens (black soldier fly)
Lineage: Eukaryota; Metazoa; Arthropoda; Insecta; Diptera; Stratiomyidae
Gene: Pdi
Product: protein disulfide-isomerase
Exons: 4
Coding region: 179-1648 (489 amino acids)
Biological process (GO): protein folding; response to endoplasmic reticulum stress
Cellular component (GO): endoplasmic reticulum
Molecular function (GO): protein disulfide isomerase activity
Source: RefSeq, a predicted model, not a curated record